Molecule: messenger RNA, 2192 nt
Organism: Eruca vesicaria subsp. sativa (arugula)
Lineage: Eukaryota; Viridiplantae; Streptophyta; Magnoliopsida; Brassicales; Brassicaceae
Source: the annotation of a GenBank genome assembly
AAUUAUAACAAAAAAAAUUACUUGUUUUACUUUUAUUUCACCUUCAAUUCUUUGCUUCCUCCUUUUCUAUUUAUUUCUCUCUCUCCUUCUCUCUCUUUCUUUCUUCUUCUCUCUCAACAGUACUUGACUUCUGAGAAGAAAGAACAAGAAACUGAGAGAAAGCCAUUAGAUUUAGCUUUUUAACCAGAAUCAAAAGUACGAGGAUGUCUCAUUCUAGAAGACUCUCCUUAGAACCUGCAAUAGACUCAACUUCAAGAAGGUUUCGUGACUCCUUGAGUUUACAGACAAACGAUGACGUCAACAAACCAGACUUCCGAGAACUCGAUCUCGGUUCUCCUGUCUCCACCUUAACGCCACGUGUCUCCUCCUCAUCCUCCUCCUCAGCAGCAGCGACCCCCACAAGCAGCUCCGGCUCCUCAGGCUCUGCUUCCGGGAUGGUGAAAAGCCACUCCGGCGAGAUUCCAAGAUCCGGAAUGCCGCCGACGACCCGGACUCUCAAACCGGGUCAUAGAAGAUCCUCUUCCACCGGAACGCCGUUGAUCUUCUCCGGCUCUAGCUCUUACUCAGCAGCGAGCCAGAGCUCCGGUGCCACGUCAGCAGUGUCUCCGAGUCCGAAAGUAUUACCCGCCGGCAACAUUUGCCCGUCGGGUCGGAUCUUGAGGACCGGAAUGGCGACUCGGAGCUCAACGAGAACCGAGACUCUCUGCACAAGAACCGGAAACUACGGUCACGGAAACGUCGUGAGAAGCGGCGGAGGAGCCGCGGCGGGGAACGGUGGAACUCCGGAGGAGUUGAAGAGGUUAGGGAACGAUAUGUAUAGGAGAGGAAGGUUCUCGGAAGCUCUGUCGUUUUACGACAGAGCGAUCUCGUUGUCACCGGAGAAUGCUUCUUACAGAAGCAACCGUGCGGCUGCGUUAACGGCGUUAAAACGGUUAGGAGAAGCCGUUAAAGAAUGUCUUGAAGCUGUUAGACUCGACCCUUCUUACUCCAGAGCUCACCAGAGAGUUGCUUCACUCUAUCUCAGAUUAGGAGAAGCUGAGAAUGCAAGACGUCAUCUCUGUUUCUCCGGUCAGUGUCCGGACCAAACUGAUCUCCAACGGCUUCAGACGCUGGAGAAGCAUCUACGGAGAUGCUGGGAGGCUAGGAAGAUCGGAGAUUGGAGAACCGUUGUUAAGGAAACCGAUGCAGCCAUUGCAAAUGGUGCUGACUCGUCUCCUCAGCUUGUGGCUUGUAAAGCUGAAGCCUUGUUGCGUCUUAACCAAAUAGAGGAAUCAGAUUCUUGUCUAUCUUGCAUUCCAAGAUUUGAUCAUCAUUAUCAGUCUCAACCACAAGCCAAACUCUUUGGUAUGGUUGCUGAGGCUUAUGUGCUAUGUAUCCAAGCUCAAGUUGAUAUGUCAUUGGGAAGAUUUGAGAAAGGUGUUGUAAAGGCAGAGAGAGCUUCCAUGCUAGAUCAGACCAAUCCGGAGCUCGUUUCGGUUUUAAACAAUGUCAAGAUGGUUGUGAAGGCACGUACUCGUGGCAAUGAGCUGUUUAGUUUGGGAAGAUACUCUGAAGCUAGUGUAGCUUAUGGAGACGGUCUUAAGCAUGAUGGUUCCAACUCGGUUCUGUACUGUAACAGAGCAGCUUGUUGGUAUAAGUUAGGUUUGUGGGAGGAAUCAGUUGAAGACUGUAACCAAGCGCUUAAAAUCCAUCCUAGUUACAUCAAGGCCCUUUUAAGAAGGGCUGCUUCAUAUGGAAAGCUUGGUCGAUGGGAAGAUGCGGUUAGAGACUAUGAGUUUGUGAGAAGGGAACUACCAGGAGACAGUGAAGUUACAGAGUCACUAGAGAGAGCGAGAACUGAGCUAAGUCAAGAAUCUAAAAGCUUAGGAUUCAAUAUUGAAGUUGAAGCAGUUUCAACUUUGGAUAAGUUCAAAAACUCAGUUUCACUUCCUGGUGUCUCUGUGUUUCAUUUCAAAUCAUCAUCAAACAGGCAAUGCGAAGAGAUCUCUCCUUACAUCAACACUUUAUGCCUCCGGUAUCCAUUAGUACAUUUCUUCAUGGUGGAUGUGGAGGAGAGCUUGGCGUUGGCUAAGGCAGAGAGUAUCAGGAAAGUUCCAACGUUUAAGAUGUACAAGAAUGGAGAGAAAGUGAAGGAAAUGAUAUGUCCAAGCCACCAGUUUCUAGAGGACUCUAUAAAGCACUUCCUCUUAUAA